AUUCAAACUACUCAUUAUCUGUAUUCAGUAAAAAGGAAUUAUUUUAUCAAUUACAUUCAAGAAUCUUCUAAAUGAUGAAGAUUACUGUUUUCACAGUGAAAAUGUAUCAUAUUUCAAUGUCAAGUAAAGUACGAAACUAUCUGUAUUCUUUGAAAUUACAAAUGAGACCAAAACAUCAUCAUGUCAAAAAAGACUAUUUUAGAAAGACAAUUACUGCUAAAACUGUAAAUAUGAUAAAUGGUUCCAUGGAAUCUUACUGACAAGAGAAUCUCACCAGUAUGGACUAAUUGGAAAGGUUGGGCCAACUCCGAAGCAUGGUUUCCAUCAAUGCUGCAUGGAAGAUGGUUCCAAAUUCUACCAAGUUACAGUCAUAGAUCACUCAGGGUCCGAAUUUGAUGAUAUAAUUCUGAAAAACAUUCUCCAAACUGGAGGAGAAAAUUACAAUUUGAUAUCUGAUGAAAUAGAAUUCUACACCGACAGGUUAAUCACAGGACUAAGAGCUGAAGAAUGCAUCCAAAAAUUAUUUUCGGAGAAAUUCCUAAACCGCAACUGUCAUAUUUGUGUUGGUGAGAUGAAGAUUUCAACUGGAGUUAAUUCUGAAGUUUCAGAUGAGAAUUAUUCAGACGACGAGGGUGGCGCAAGUCCUGCAAGUAGUUUGCAAGAUAGGUGAUAAUUGGAAGAAGACUCUUUUCUGCUUUUGAGCAUGGUCUCCUAAAGUCUUACACUCAUUCAACUCAGAGACCUGAAGACCUGUAGACUAUAUUGAUUUUGUGUCAAGUCAUAUUGAAGCCACACCAUAUGUGGUUAUCAGCAGACUGUAUGUUAGUUUUCAUUGACUUAGACUUAGAUUUGAAAAUGUAGUACAUUGGGUAAUGUGAAAUAGCAAAUAAUUAGGCUAUGUUAGCCUACUACCUAAAAUCCGAUUGCACAAAUUUUACGAAAAUAUCCAAAUCCAUAUUUAAUGAUACAAAAAUUUCCUAGUUUAAGAGUCAGUAGACUGUGCAUUGUUCUUGUACUUUUGUCUGUUUAUGUAAUUGUAUGAUAUAGUACUUAUUUACCAAA
Messenger RNA from Owenia fusiformis, 1062 nucleotides. Lineage: Eukaryota; Metazoa; Annelida; Polychaeta; Sabellida; Oweniidae. The record is from the annotation of a GenBank genome assembly.